UGAUACUUUGAAUCAGUAAUGGAGUUUGCUCAAUACGCAGUUGUUUUGUUGAUCACUCUUCUCUUCUUGGUGCUAUCUUUCAAGCGUCGGCUUAAUUUGCCUCCAUCUCCAUGGGGGCUGCCUCUUAUCGGUCACUUGCAUCUCUUGGGAAGAAUGCUACACCUUUCAUUCCAGGCACUCUCCACAAAGUAUGGACCGAUUGUGUUUUUACGCCUGGGAAUGGUACCAGCUGUGGUGAUCUCCAGUCCGGAGCUAGCGAAAGAGGUACUAAAGAUCCAGGAUGCAAAUUUUGCCUCGAGGCCAUACUUGAUCAUGGGGGAGUACAACUUCUACAACUUCCGAGACAUUGGUUUUGUUCCAUAUGGCGACUACUGGAAAAGAAUGAGGAAGCUUUGCGCUACAGAGCUCUUUACUGUCAAGCGCAUUGAAUCGUUUCAAGGGGUGCGAACGAGAGAAAUGCGUGGCGUCUUGUCUGAGCUUGUGAAUGCGGCUGACUAUCAGAAGCCAAUCAACAUGAGGCACCUCCUGACAACAUAUGUCUUCAAUGUUGUCAUGCAGAUCCUGAUGAGCAAGCGUUUCUUCGAGUAUGGUGAGCAUGAGGCUAAGAUGAGCAGUGAGGCCGAGGAUUUCAAGCACAUUGUGUUUGAAAUCACCGAGCAGAUGCUUCAAUUCCACAUCAGUGAGUUCGUACCGGCGUUCAUGAGACGGAUUGACUGGAAGAUCCCAGAGAUGAAGAGGAUACAUGCGAGACAAGACAAGUUCUUGCAGAGAAUUUUAGACGAUCACAAGGCUAGGCUCGAGUCCGAGACCUCGCAGCCCAUAGAUUUCAUGGAUAUCAUGCUGCAAAGCUUGAAAAGCGAAGGAGCCCGGGGAGAGGAAUCGGUCAAAGCUAUUGUCACGGAGCUUUUAUCUGGAGGAGAUACCAGCGCUAGUUUGAUUGAAUGGACGCUGUUGGAACUCAUGCACAAUCCACUUAUUCUUCAAAAGGCCCAGGAAGAGAUUGACACCGUUGUCGGAAAGGAACGCCUUGUUGCGGAGAGCGACUUUGACAAACUGGAGUACCUUCAGGCAAUUGUCAAGGAAGCGUUCCGCAUUCAUCCUCCAGCUCCGCUGCUGAUUCACAUGUCAACCGAAGCGUGCAAGGUUGCUGGCUAUGACAUUCCCAAAGGAACUUCCACAUUUGUCAAUGGUUAUGCAAUUGGAAGAGAUCCGGCAGUAUGGGAGGAUGCAUUGCAAUUCAAGCCGGAAAGGUUCCUUGGGAACUCGAUCGACGUAAAAGGCCAGGACUUUGAGCUGCUUCCAUUUGGUGCGGGCCGAAGAAUGUGUCCGGGGAUGUCACUGGGAUUGAAGACUGCUCAAUUGCUAUUGUUUAACUUGAUUCACUCUUUCGACUGGAGCUUUGUUCCUGGCAAAGGCAUGGAUUGUUACGAGCUCAAGGAACAAAGUGGGACUGUUCUCUGGUUGGAAACACCACUUGAGGUUGUUGUUUCUUCAAGACUCCCAAAACCUAUAUAAUUAAACUUUUAUUUUGCUUGUCAA
Molecule: messenger RNA, 1539 nt
Organism: Selaginella moellendorffii
Lineage: Eukaryota; Viridiplantae; Streptophyta; Lycopodiopsida; Selaginellales; Selaginellaceae
Product: flavonoid 3'-monooxygenase
Exons: 2
Coding region: 19-1515 (498 amino acids)
Molecular function (GO): oxidoreductase activity, acting on paired donors, with incorporation or reduction of molecular oxygen; heme binding; iron ion binding
Source: RefSeq, a predicted model, not a curated record